Messenger RNA from Dermacentor andersoni, 815 nucleotides. RefSeq lists its product as uncharacterized. NCBI's taxonomy places the organism in Eukaryota, Metazoa, Arthropoda, Arachnida, Ixodida, Ixodidae. Gene Ontology annotation, biological process: chromosome segregation. Gene Ontology annotation, cellular component: MIS12/MIND type complex. The record is from RefSeq and is a predicted model, not a curated record.
CGAAGUCGUGACUAGAGUACACUCUAGUCGUCUCUAUGCUAGUCGUGACUGAGGGAACUGAGUGAAGUGCAAAACAAUAACGGAAAAAUUAUGGAUGGACAGUACUGCAAACGUACUGAAAAAUUUCUUCGUGCCGUAGACAAAGCUUCCAAGGAUCUGCUCGAAAAGUUCAGGCAGUGGUGCUUGAACACGCUUGAACUUCAAAAGUGCGGCAUCGAGAAGAGUUCGUUGGAGAAUUACAUUAACAGUUUCGCAGAUCAGCUUUUGUCGUACAUAAGCGCGGAGUGCAGAUCCACUUUCGACGACCUAAGAUUGGACGAGAAGUUCAGGAGUCUGAGCUACCUGAUCGAAGAGCAAGAAAAAUACAAAGGGACGCCUGCGUGGCGGCCAUCUGGAAAUCCAGAUGAGGACAUUGAAGACCAUUUACGGCCACCGUACCAGAGAUGCCUAAAAAACCUGACUGCUAUACUGAAAGAAUGUGAAGAAGAAAAUAUUGCAUUAGAAGCACAAGUUGCCAAAGAGAACAAAGAGUUGGAAAGCAUCUGUGCUGAAAUUGAUGUCAUGGUGGCCAAGAUUGACAAGCAAUUCCUGACUGAGACGAGGAAGGAGAAUAAUGAUGCCGACGAAGAUGGAUGGUAUGACGAAGUCUGAGACAAGUAGCCAAGAGAAACUAGCACCUUCUUCUCUUUCAAGUGAACUGCUUGUGGUUAUUGUUGCAUUUAUAACUGAUGUAGCACUACUGCACAUCUUUUAAGGAAAGCCCUACAAUAAACUUGGGGACAAGCUAUACCCGGCUGCCUCAUACCACUAGUAAA